Molecule: messenger RNA, 2942 nt
Organism: Centruroides sculpturatus (bark scorpion)
Lineage: Eukaryota; Metazoa; Arthropoda; Arachnida; Scorpiones; Buthidae
Product: transcription factor E4F1-like
Exons: 12
Coding region: 106-2583 (825 amino acids)
Biological process (GO): regulation of transcription by RNA polymerase II
Cellular component (GO): chromosome
Molecular function (GO): chromatin insulator sequence binding
Source: RefSeq, a predicted model, not a curated record
AGAAAAUUGAUGAAAUUGAAAGUACAGUAAUUCGUUUGAUUCUCGGCAAUUCUCAGCGUUUAUGUACAAAAGUAAUUUAUUUCAUAUUGCCUGAAAAUUUUUAUAAUGGGAAAAUGGACCAAGUAUUUGAGAAAAUAUUGUAUUGAAUGGGAAAACGAUCCUGAACUGAAAGAUUGGUUGAGACCUGUUCCCGGAGAUGUUACUAGAGCUUUCUGCAGAUUUUGUAAAGCUAUUCUUCGUGCUCACCAUUCCGAUCUUUUAGUUCAUACACACACAAGGAAACAUGUAAGAAACACAUCAAUUUUUCUUACUUCUUGUAGAUUUAGAGAUGCUACAGAAGCCACCGAUGAGGUUGCAGAUGAUAAUUCAGACACUCAUCUCUGUGGCCGAUGUGGAACUCGGUUCAAAAGUUUAUCAACUUUCAUUCAUCAUAAAGUAGAAGAAGGUUAUAGACUAUUUUACUCGCCAUCUGAAAGAAACCAAACAUUAAUUCUUCCGCAUUUACUAGAGGAACGAAGUGGCACCGUUGAUAAUAAUAAUUCAUUAUUUUCUGGAAAUGCAAGUGAAGUGCCUAGUUCAAAUGUAACAUCUGUUUCUAUGACAAUUGCUUCACUUCCUGAACAAUAUUCUGAUAAUGAGAAUGAUAUUGAAAUUAAUAAUAAAAAUGUAGAUGAUGAUUGUCAGGAGACCACAGAAUUUACUGAACCAGAAGAUACAACAAACAGUAGCAAUGAAGGAGAAAAAAUUAGAGAGUUUUUUGCCUGCUGCUUUUGUGAAAAAUUAUUUGAAAGUUUGAAAUCUGCACAGACACAUUUGAAAACAAGCCAUCAUGUUCUAAUUAAUGGAGAUGAGGAAAGUAAUGAAUGUUUGGUGACAAAUACAAGAAUUGAACAAGACCUGGAAUGUGCACAUUGUGAUAAGAAAUUUAAAGAGUAUUCUGCUCUAAGAUCUCAUCUGCUGAUUCAUACUUCCAAUGAGAGAUUUACUUGUAUCUAUUCUGGUUGCAAAUUUUCAACUAAAGAUAAAGACACUCUGGAGAUACAUACAAAGACACACAGUGAUACACAGCCAUACGUCUGUAGGACUUGUGGAAGAGUUUUUGCCGAAAAUAAUGAACUAUCUCAACAUGAGUCUUUAUGUCGCAUAGUGACUUAUGAAACUUCUUCAAGUGGUCCUACAGAAGAUACAGAGAAACUACAAUUAUCCUUAACAGAUAGCACAAAUUCGGACAACAGUAAUAAUCAAACUGAAGAAAGUGGAAUAAAUAUUAACAAAGUAUCGAGUAAUUCAAAAGAUGUAACUUCGAACAGUGAAAUGCCAUCUAUGAUAUAUUUACCAUUGCCAAUGAAAGAAAAAGAAAUAGAAAAUUUAAGUGAUGAUACAUUAAAAGAAUACAAAUGUUCAGCAUGCAGCAAAAGCUUCUCUUCAAUUGCACAAUUAAGAUAUCAUUUGUACAUCCAUCUCUCAAAUGAUUCACUUAAUUGUAUUGUGUGUUCUUAUGCUGCAAACGACGAAACUGAUUUAUUCGAACACUUCAACAUCACUGCUCAUCAGGUAGAUCCAAGAUUAUAUUCCGAAGGAUUGGAAUUACAAUCUUCCAAUUUUGAUAAGGAUUUGGACCUGGUUUCAUUAAAUACUAAUAAAACAGACAUUAUGGAAAUGGCAGAAAAACAGUUGGCGGAAUUAAAUGUCCUCCCGAUGAAUUCAAACUCCAAAGCUAACAUAUCAUGUCCCAUCUGCCUGAAGCUGUUCAAGUCGACCAUGUAUUUGAAACUUCACAUGAAAAUGCAUGCAAAUCCCAAAGGUUUCCAAUGUCCAAAGUGCAAGAGAAACUUUCAAUAUAAAGACAGUCUCAAUAAACACAUGUUGAGUCACACCCAGAGUCAAAACUUCAUGUGUUCAUUAUGUGGGAAAAUGUAUAAGAGAAUUUCGCAUGCCAGAGAACACAUGCGAGUUCACACUUCUGAAAGACCUUAUGCUUGUAAUUUAUGCGAAAAGGGAUUCAAAUCUAGGAAUGGUUUAAAAGUUCACAGUAGGACCCAUUCCGACGAAAUGGCUUUUAGUUGCGAGUACUGUCCUUGUAGGUUUCGAGAAAAGGCCGCCUUGGUGCGUCACAGAAGAACGCACACGGGAGAGAAACCAUUUUCUUGCAAACACUGCGGAAGAUGCUUUGCAGAACAUGGCACUUUAAACAGACAUUUAAGAGCAAAAGUUCCGUGCACGAUGCAAGGUAAAUCGAGAGGAAAACUGAGAAAAGACGACAGCGAAGCCAUUAGAUCGAUUCUUUACGACAACGACAAACAGGACCACAUGCAAGAAGUUAACGAAAUGAAUGUCUAUUCGGCCGUAGAAACUGCCCCGGAUUCAUUCACAGAUUUAGGAACACCUGAUGAGCAACAGCAGUAUAUAAUAACUAUGGAUGACCAGGAACUUCUAAACACGGCACAAAUCCAGAAUGCCAGUUCACUGAUAAUCAUCAGCCAGUCAGAUGGUACUUCAGAAACCGUGGUGGGUGAGAUUCCCAUCGAGACAGUCAUGGUCGUACCGGAAGCCGAAGCGGAACCGGAAGAGAUAAUCACCUAAAUGUGCUGUACUGGUAGAUGAUGUAUAUUAUAAUAUGCAUGUGUAUAAAUUCCGGGGAAGUAAUGCGUGUACAAACAAUAAUUCUUUUGUUUUGUUGGAAGUUAUGGUAACAAAGGGAUUGCAUACAACAGAUGAUUCUAAUAUAAUUAUCAUUUAACCUGUUAAAAGACCAAAUUGUUUUUCGAAUUCAUUUUUGAAUAUACAGAUGAUUGAGAGCAUUACUACAAAAUAAAUAUUUAUAUUUUAAUUUUAUUUGGCCCGAGAUUUUUAAUGUCUCCGAUAAAUUAAAUAACACUUUGAGAUUUAAACUGGUUUCCACGCAAACUGUGACUGUUUGUGUUCCAAAUGUUGUGCCAAGC